AUGCUUGGGUUGUUCAUUGGCUUGGCAUUUCUGACGCUAUGCUCGACUUACAAAAUUGUUAUCUUUGCUCCUGAUAUCUCAAAUAGCCAGGUGGGAUGGAACAAGCGAGUGUCAGAAGAGUUGGCACGAGCCGGUCACGACGUCACUGUGGUGUUGGUGAAGACAAUGGAAGGUGCAGAACAAGAUGUGCAGUUUUCAAAGAAUGUAAAAGUACAUCCGCUGAACGUGUCCACUGGCCUCACCAGGGCGGAAAUGGAGGAAUUCCAGAGAGCAACAGUUUUUGGGGAAAUUUCAAUAUUGAAUCCUGCAGCUCGAAGACACUUGGAUCAGUUUAUUGGAAUGCUCAUUGACGGCUGCAGAUUGACAGUACAAAACAAGAAAUUUAUGCAGUGGCUGAGUGAUGAGAAGUUCGACGUCGCUUUUGCACAUACGUAUCACAGCUGCCCGAUUGGGCUCAUUCAUGCUGCUAAGAUACCCUCAUGGGUGUGGCUGAACAGUGGUCAACUUAUGGAUUUUGUGGCUCGUACUGUUGGCGUGCCCACAUACGCUAGUUACGUAAGUCCAAUGAUGAUGGACAGCGCUGACGAGAUGAACUUUUACGAACGAACGAAGAGCCUCAUCGGUCAUAUAAUCUCAAGCUUUAUGUGGCCUUGGAAGAUAACAAAUAAGGAGACAAAAAUAUUCAGGGAAUACUGGGAUCCGAAUUUUCCGGAUAUUUUGGACUUGGCAAAAAAAUGCCCUUUGGUUAUGGUCAACUCAAAUGAGCUUUAUCAAUUUCCAAGACCGACGUUGGCGAAGGUUGUGAACAUUGGAGGAUUAGGUGUCGAGUUCAAAGAUGCGAAACCACUAAAGGACGAUUUCAAAAGAAUUGCUGACCUUGGGAAAGGAAUGAUAGUCAUGUCUUUUGGAUCUGUAGCCCAUGCAGAACAUAUGCCUGCGCAUUGGAAGACGGCCAUGUUAACUGCUUUUACCAAGUUUCCCGACUAUGAGUUCUUAGUGAGAUAUGCGAGUGAUGACUUGAAUGAUCGCGUUCCUCCCAAUGUUCAUCUUCACCGAUGGCUACCGCAAGCGGACCUGCUACUUCACCCAAAUACGAAAGCUUUCAUUACUCAUGGAGGGUACAAUAGUGUUCAGGAAUCCAUCAGUUCCGGAGUUCCACUGAUCACCAUAGCUCUAUUCGGCGAUCAAUAUAAGAAUGCGAGAAUAGCAGAGAAGCACGGAUUUGCGUUCAACCUUAGAAAGGGACAAGUAGACGAAGCAUCAAUCGUGGCGGCCCUUAAUGAAGUGCUCACCAAUGAAAAAUACUCUCAAAACGCCAAGCGACUCUCACUGAUGGUAAGGAAAAAGCCAGUCAGUCCUGGCCAGCUGCUUGUGAAGUGGACCGAAUUCCUAGCAGAGUUUCAAACACUAGAUAACCUUACUCCAGCCGGAAACAAUCUUAACUUUUUCCAGUAUUUCUCAUUAGAUGUGAUAGCAGUCCGCAGGUGUAUGCGUGUAGUUAGAAAAGAGAAAAAAGAAUGA
Molecule: messenger RNA, 1521 nt
Organism: Cylicocyclus nassatus
Lineage: Eukaryota; Metazoa; Nematoda; Chromadorea; Rhabditida; Strongylidae
Source: the annotation of a GenBank genome assembly